This is a messenger RNA of Zea mays, 2292 nucleotides long. Its product is annotated as peptide-N4-asparagine amidase A. The transcript has a single exon. The record is from RefSeq and is marked validated. NCBI's taxonomy places the organism in Eukaryota, Viridiplantae, Streptophyta, Magnoliopsida, Poales, Poaceae. Bases 207 to 1970 code for a protein of 587 amino acids.
CAUGCUCCAUUACAUACACUUUGUUUAUGCCGCCUCCCCUCCCUAGUAUAGAUAAUGAUGGAUAUUAUUGAUCCGCCUUCAUUUAUUUUAUUUGUUUUAUUUAUAAUUUCGUCGGCCGGGUUUAAAUCCUCGGCCUUCCACGCGGACACUGGCAUGCAACGCCUUCCACACUUGAAGCAGCCAAGCUAAGUGAGGUGAGCUUAGCCAUGCCGACGGCUUCCUCUGCCCACCGCUCACUCCUCCUCUGCCUCUGCCUGGCUCUGCUCUCCAACCCGGUCGCCGCCUCGCCCUCGCCCCGCGGCCUCCGCUUCUCCGCCAAGGACAUCGCGGCGGUGGAGGCCGCGCUGCCGCGACACGGCAGCAGGGCGUCGUCGUCGUCCAAGACCACCUUCUUCGAGGUCGACCGCCCGCUCCGCCCGCCCAGGGGCAGCUCGGGGCCCUGCUCCACGCUGCUGCUCUCGCACUCCUUCGCGUUCACGCUCACCAAGCCGCCCGUCACCGCGGCCUACUCGCCGCCGCCGUGCCUGUCCGGCUCCGACGCGCCGCCGGUCUCGCUCGCCGUGCUCGAGUGGCGCGCCGAGUGCCGCGGCGCGCAGUACGACCGCACCUUCGGCGUGUGGCUCGGCGGCGCCGAGCUCCUGCGCGGCAGCACCGCGGAGCCGCGCCCCGGCGGGGUGGUCUGGUCGGUCUCCAAGGACGUCACCCGCUACGCGGCCCUCCUCGCGGCCGGCAACGCCACGCUCGCUGUCUACCUCGGCAACCUCAUCGACGACACCUACGACGGCGUCUACCACGCCAACCUCACGCUCCACCUCUACUUCCGCCGCGGCGUGCGGCCGUCCGCCGCCGCCGCCGCCGCCGAUGCCGUCGUCCCGGUCUCCAGGAGCCUGCCGCUCAACGACGGGCUGUGGUUCGUCGUCCAGAACGACACCGACGUGCAGUCCGCGCGCGUGUCGGUGCCGCGCAACGCGUACCGCGCCGUCCUCGAGGUCUACGUCUCGUCCCACGACGCCGACGAGUUCUGGUACAUGAACACGCCCGAGCAGAACGGGCCGUUCCGCGAGGUCACCGUCCUGCUCGACGGCGCCGUGGUGGGCGCCGUGUGGCCGUUCCCGGUGAUCUACACCGGCGGCAUCAACCCGCUCAUCUGGCGCCCCAUCACCAGCAUCGGCUCCUUCAACAUGCCCACCUACGACAUCGAGCUCACGCCCUUCCUCGGCAGCCUCCUGGACGGCGAGGAGCACGAGCUCGGGUUCGCGGUGACCAACGCGCAGCGGUCGUGGUACGUGGACGCCAAUCUCCACCUGUGGCUGGACCCCAAGAGCUCCAGGACCAGCGGCGGGCUCGUCGCGUACCACGCGCCGAAGCUGGCGGGCAGCAUCGUGUCGCGCUCCGCGGACGGCGUCGACGGGGAGUACGCGGCGACGGCGAGCCGCAAUAUCACGGCCACGGGGUGGGUGAGCUCGUCGCGCGGCAACGUCACCACCACGUUCGCGCAGCGGCUCAGCUUCUCCAACACCAACGUGGUGAGCGGGCAGGGCAGCGCGCAGGCGAUCAACCAGACGACCGACGCGCUGACGGCCGUCAGCGGCGGGCCCGCGCCCGCGCAGGUGCACCAGAGCUUCCCGCUCUACAUCUUCCUGGGCGGCGACGGCAGCGGCACGUCGUCGCAGCGGCUGAUGCGGCGCGUGGAGAUCGGGUUCGACGAGACGCGGUCCCGGGGAGGAGGAGGAGCAGGAGGAGAGGGCGCCGCGUCCACGACCACGAGCACGCUGCGGAACUCGCAGGUGGCGGCGGCGGAGGUGACGCUCCGGGACGACGCCGUGGUGGGCGCGUCGUGGCGGAUGCACCAGACGUACGAGUACGGCGCCAGCGACGGCGGCUGCUACCUGAGGAACGUCAGCAGCGUCGGUUACGACGUGCUUUUCGACCAUCGCGACGCGUCCUGCGCCGGUACGCUGGGCCGCUGACGCUUGUCGCCGACAGCGAGCGCCUUGUCGGCGCCUCCGCCGCGCGGGCCGCUGGAUAACGGCCGGGGAAGCGACAGGGUGUAAUUUGUAAAUGGAACGCUGCACCGGUGGACAAAACUGUACUGGCUUGGCUCGGCCUGGCCCACGUCCGGUCUUCAAUUAUUAAAUAUACCACGGUGACGGGCCAUUUUCGUGGGCCAAUUAGCUUUUCAUUAAGAAAAGAUGUGACGUGACGUGACGUGAUGCAGCUAGUACACAGGCAGCACUAAAAUGUAAAGAAAACCGCUGGCUAUGUUUAUUUAACAGUACCUGUUUUAUGAAA